Molecule: messenger RNA, 1115 nt
Organism: Cucumis melo (muskmelon)
Lineage: Eukaryota; Viridiplantae; Streptophyta; Magnoliopsida; Cucurbitales; Cucurbitaceae
Product: peptide methionine sulfoxide reductase A3-like
Exons: 2
Coding region: 134-937 (267 amino acids)
Biological process (GO): cellular response to oxidative stress
Cellular component (GO): cytoplasm
Molecular function (GO): peptide-methionine (S)-S-oxide reductase activity
Source: RefSeq, a predicted model, not a curated record
GAAAAAAGAAGGGAAGAAAAAGGAAAGAAAAAGAAGUUCCCUCGAAAUGGCAAUGGCAAUUUACAAGAAUUUCUUGAAGAGAUUGAUCCCUUGAGGAACAAGAUUUUAUAUUCCAACACGUCUUCGUCUCACAAUGCUCAAAAACUUAGCCUUACCCUUUUCUUCUUCUUCUUCUUCUUCUUCAACUCUUCCUUCUCUGUUCCUUCCCAUUUCCUCCUUUCUCUCAAAACCCACUCCUAAUUUCUCCAAACCCUUCUUCCAAUCCAAUUUUUCAAUCAAACCCAUCUCUCCUUUCCCCAAAACCCACCGACCCAUUUCUUCAAAACCCCCUUCCAUGAAUCUCUUGAACAAGCUUGGUUUUGGCUCCAAACCCUCGCCGGAGUUGUCCGCCAUUGCUCAAGGUCCCGACGAUGACAUUCCCGCCCCUGGCCAGCAGUUUGCCCAAUUUGGGGCUGGUUGUUUUUGGGGCGUCGAAUUGGGGUUUCAGAGAGUGCCCGGUGUGACCAAAACGGAGGUCGGGUACACUCAAGGGCAUGUUCAUAAUCCUUCGUAUGAAGAUGUUUGUACGGGGCAGACCUAUCACUCUGAGGUUGUUCGGGUUCAGUAUGAUCCUAAAGAAUGCAGUUAUGAGUCUCUGCUUGAUGCUUUUUGGGCUCGACAUGAUCCCACUACUGUUAAUCGCCAGGGAAAUGAUGUGGGAACACAAUACAGAUCUGGCAUAUACUUCUACACUCCUGAACAAGAGAAAGCUGCUCGAGAAUCAAUGGAACGCCACCAGAAGACAUUGAACAGAAAGAUUGUGACUGAGAUUCUUCCUGCCAAGAAGUUCUACCGAGCGGAGGAAUAUCAUCAACAAUAUCUUGAGAAAGGAGGUCGAUUCGGCUUCAAGCAAUCUGCUGCUAAAGGCUGUAACGACCCAAUUCGCUGCUAUGGUUAGUUAAGUCAUUAGCUGGUAAUGUUGGUUUCAAGCUUCGACAUUAUAGUAUUCUAUAUGCAAUUAUGACUAGAUUAGACAAGCUCUAUCAGACAUACUUGUAAUAAGAAUUCGAAUGUGUGUAUCUAUCUGUAAUUGGUUUGGCUUUAUCAAUAAAUGAAUACAUAUUUGCAACUUACAA